Messenger RNA from Rotaria socialis, 300 nucleotides. The record is from the annotation of a GenBank genome assembly. Lineage: Eukaryota; Metazoa; Rotifera; Eurotatoria; Philodinida; Philodinidae.
AUGCAUACGUUGGAAAGUCAAAACAAUCGACAGUCAGAAGAAUUAGCUGCUAAAGUCUCUCGACUAAAACAUAUUGCAUUUGAUAUUGAAAAAGAAACAAACGAACAGAAUCGGUUUCUUAACUCAAUGCAUCUAGAUUUUGCUACUGCACGUAAUUUUCUUGGUGGCAGUGCCCGUCAUUUCACUCAUGUUAUGUCGAGUGGACGAGGUGAUCGUCGAGUUAUGUGUUAUCUUAUUGGUGCAAUUAUUUUAGCUUUUUUCUUUCUUUAUUACACUGUCAGUUCAUUUCGAAAUAAGUAA